Syngnathoides biaculeatus (alligator pipefish) is the source of this 2317-nucleotide messenger RNA. It is a transcript of the gene slc61a1, whose product is annotated as major facilitator superfamily domain containing 5. The coding region runs from base 210 to 1661 and encodes 483 amino acids. Gene Ontology annotation, biological process: molybdate ion transport. The record is from RefSeq and is a predicted model, not a curated record. Gene Ontology annotation, molecular function: molybdate ion transmembrane transporter activity. The transcript has 2 exons. NCBI's taxonomy places the organism in Eukaryota, Metazoa, Chordata, Actinopteri, Syngnathiformes, Syngnathidae. Gene Ontology annotation, cellular component: membrane.
ACUGCCUCCUCGCGGAGAUAUACGAAACCCGGAAGUGAGCGUUCUCUCGCCCAAAGGCAAAGAAAAGUCCGAUUUUCUUCAUGCAGUCGAUUCUUUCACAGUUUAUCCUGCUUAAUGUCGGGGUCUAUUCUGUCGUGUCACGAUAAUGGAGCCGCCGCAUAACUCGAAGCUGAGAGCGAAAAGAAAUGGAGCGGUAAACUGAAGUCAGCAUGUUGGUGACGGCGUACCUCGCCAUAAUCGUCCUGCUCGCCUCGUGCGUUGGCCUGGAGCUGACAGCGCGUCGUCUGAGUCCACCUCAAGCCACCUCUGGGUCGGCUGAGGCCAACCCAGCCUUCCGCCGCUUCCAGAGCGUCUUCCUCCGGGCCUACCUCCUGGCCCUGUGGGCCGACUGGCUCCAGGGUCCGUACCUGUACAAGCUGUACCGCCACUACAGCUUCCUGGAGUCCCAAAUAGCCAUCAUUUACGUGUGCGGCUUGGCCUCCUGCGUGCUGUUCGCUCCCUUUUCGGGCUGGCUGCCCCAAGCCCUGGGCCGCAGACGGACCUGUCUGCUGUUCUGCCUGGCUUACUCCGCUUGCUGUCUCACCAAGCUGUCCCGAGACUAUUUUGUUCUGAUUACGGGCCGGAUCCUGGGCGGUCUGUCCACAUCCCUGCUGUCCACCACGUUCGAAGCGUGGUACCUGCACCGCCACGUCGACGUCCACGAUUUCCCCAGAGACUGGAUCCCGAGCACCUUCGGCAGAGCUGCCGCGUGGAACCACGGGCUGGCGGUGGGAGCGGGUCUGGUGGCUAACUUGCUGGCCGAGUGGCUCCACCUGGGCCCAGUGGCGCCUUUUCUGUUGGCUGUCCCCUGCCUGAUGUGCUGUGCCUGGGUGCUGUUGACCGACUGGGCCAAGGAAGAAGCGGAAGCGGAAGCAGCCGAAGCCCCCGAAAGUGCCAAGCGGACGCUUCUCCUGACAGACCCGAGUCGCGCGUCCACGAAGGCCCGCUUCUCGCGCAGCUGCCGUGACGGACUCCGGUGCUUGCUGUCAGACAGGAGGGUCUUGCUCUUGGGUGGCGUGCAGGCUUUAUUUGAAAGUGUCCUCUACAUCUUUGUAUUUCUGUGGACCCCGGUUCUGGACGAUCACGGGCCUCCCUUAGGGAUUGUGUUUUCCUGUCUAAUGGCCGCCUCCCUGCUUGGCUCCUCCAUGUACCGGAUCGCCACCUCCGCCCACUACCGUCUCCAGCCUGGCCACGUGCUCUGCUUGGCUGUUCUGAUGGCGUUCUUCUCACUCUUUAUGCUGACUUUUUCCACCGCGCCGGGUCAGCCGAGACCUCACGAAUCCUUUUUCGCCUUCCUGCUGCUGGAGCUGGCCUGCGGCCUCUACUUCCCGGCGGUCGCCUUUCUCCAGGGGAGAGUCAUCCCGGAGGAGAAGCGGACGGGGGUGCUGCCCUGGUUCCGCCUCCCUCUGAAUCUGCUGGCCUGCGUCGGACUCCUGGCGCUCCACGGCGAGGUGUCGGGCGCGGGCGGGGGCGAAGGGGGCGGCGGCACCAGACACAUGUUCGGGGGCUGCGCCGUCAUGAUGCUGGCGGCCUUGAUGGCUGUCGUCAGUUUGUUCACGCUUGGCAGAAAUGACCCGGACCUCAGACUGGAGGGAGCGAGAGGAGAAGGCGAAACGUACUGAAGGCCGCCGCAAGUCUCCGUUUGCUGAUGGGUUUCACGUGUGCUUGCGGCUGAGAUUAGAAACCAAGAAAAGGAUGUAGAAGCGCAGAAAAUGCAUUUGAUGUCGAUUUGGAAUCAGGUACUCGUGUUCAUAUAUAUCAUUUACAAGCUGACUCGAAGGCAUCUGAUUGCUAAUGGCUUCUUAACGUCCUGAAUGAUGAUGAUGAUGAUGUUGAGCAGGUGUUCUCUGUUGAUUUUCGAGUGUGCAGGCCGUUGUCCCCCUUUUUGUUACAACAAAACAACAAAAACGGCAAUACCGGGUGAGCCCAGCAACUCCGGAAACCUUGUGAUGAACUCCCCUCGGGAAGUUUGUAAGUCUUUCACUGUGAUUUGAAAUGAGUGCAAGUGACUGGCAUCUUAAAAUGGGAUUAUUGUGUUGGUUCUGAGCUUUGGGGUAGGAAAAAAGUGGACCUCCUUGUUCAAAAUAGAAGUGCAUUCACUGUAUGACAAAACCAUAAAGAUAUGGGAAAAUGGAUGGGCUUCGCGACUCGAGCAUUGUUGCAGUAUUUAUGUAAUUGUUAGUAACACCAAAAGGUUAUUUGGGGAGACUUUUCAUAUUGGGCAGGUUUAUGGUCAACAUUUUGUUUUUAGAAUGUACAAUAAAAUUGUAUGACUGGC